This is a messenger RNA of Caretta caretta (loggerhead turtle), 2905 nucleotides long. Its product is annotated as serine/arginine-rich splicing factor 7. Lineage: Eukaryota; Metazoa; Chordata; Testudines; Cheloniidae. The record is from RefSeq and is a predicted model, not a curated record. Gene Ontology annotation, molecular function: zinc ion binding; RNA binding.
GCCCCGCCCUCUGGGGUUAUGGGCCCUGCCCCCAGAGGGGCUCUUCAGGGGCCUGGCCCCCACCCUUGCGGCGCGGCCCGUGACACCCCGGGCCGGAAGUUCCGGGCGCUCGCCCGCCGCCGCCUUCGAGAACAUGGCGGACGGCACGACGGCGCGUUGCUAUAGAAACCAAGCUUCCACUUCCCGCUUUGCCUCAGCCGGCGCGCAGAAACGGGCGGGGGGGUGCCGUGCGCAUGCGCGAGAGCAGUCGCUCCUUUAGGGGCUCCCGGCGCAUGCGCACGAACGGCCCGGCGCGGAGCUACGGCCGGAGCCGCGACGAUGUCUCGCUACGGGCGCUAUGGCGGCGAGACCAAGGUGUACGUGGGGAACCUGGGCACUGGGGCCGGGAAGGGAGAACUGGAGCGAGCCUUCAGCUACUAUGGCCCCCUGCGCACUGUGUGGAUCGCGCGGAACCCGCCGGGCUUCGCCUUUGUGGAGUUUGAAGACCCAAGAGAUGCUGAAGACGCAGUUCGAGGUUUGGAUGGAAAGGUGAUUUGUGGCUCCAGAGUGAGAGUUGAGCUGUCAACAGGCAUGCCCCGUCGCUCCCGCUACGAUAGACCUCCUGCGCGGCGACCAUUUGAUCCUAAUGACCGAUGUUAUGAAUGUGGCGAGAAAGGCCAUUAUGCUUAUGACUGUCAUCGCUAUAGUCGUCGACGGAGGAGCAGGUCACGGUCUAGAUCUCAUUCAAGGUCCAGAGGAAGAAGGUAUUCUCGGUCACGCAGCCGAAGCCGUGGUAGGAGGUCCAGGUCAGCUUCCCUUCGCAGAUCCAGAUCUGUCUCUCCUCGUAGAUCUAGAUCAGCCUCACCCCGCAGGUCCCGGUCUGGUUCUUUAAAAAGAUCAAGAUCUAGAUCCAGAUCACGUUCAAGAUCCAGGUCCGUUACAUGGCCAAGAAGCAGGUCUGGGUCCCAUGGUAGAUCUAAAUCUGGCUCACCUGCUAAAAGCCGAUCAAAGUCCAGAUCCCCCUCUCCAAAGAGAAGUCUGAGCCAUUUAUAACCAUUCUCCAUUAACUCGGUCAUUCACCGUCAGGAAGCCCUCGAAGAAGGAGUGCAAGUCCUGUAAGAAUGGACUGAAAUUUCAAAGUUAACCUUCUGGGAAGAACGUUAUUUUGUUUACAUUAUUAUAAGGGAUUUUGUGGUGUCUUUGAUGUAAAUGGUAAGGGCUUAGUUCUAGAAGGGUAUUUCAAUCUGAUUAUUGGCAUGGAUUUUGAUCUUUUAAAUUCUGCAAAGUCACAUCAGUAGACUAGUGCACAACUUGUUUUGUUGUAUGUAUUAACAUCCUGUGAUCUGAAAAUGUGGGGCUCUUUUAUUGACAAGUUUUUUUAUUGAGGCAUUGAAAUAAAAUGUGUAUUUCUAACUAAAACCCUCCUUGUGGUGCCCUACUGCUUAACAAGAAAAAAGGUGGCUACCAUUAGCCUACCCCAAACCAAUCGUAAUCAUCCCAGUUUAUUUUAAGUAGUCUCUAGUUAUGUGAACUUGUUAUUGAUGUUAAAUGGAUGAUGACAAAAUUUUAAACACUGACUAAAAAUGCUUGAUCGCUCAGUUGCCAUAACUUCCUGUAAUACCAUUUACAUGAGCUCUCUAUUCAUUGUAAUCUUUCAGUGUAGAGAGAGUAUGAAUUUCUAAUGUCUAAAGUUUGUUUACAAAAAGUAAAGCCUUUCUUAUCACAAAGCAGAAGGGCACAAGCACAGUAUUUGCACUGCAGGUCACCUUUAAAUAACGGUUCAUGUCCCGAGAGAAAAGGCAGCUGGGUUGCUCUCUCUACAACAACCUAUUUAUGGUCAGUUAGUCUAACCUGAGAAAACCUGAACGAAACUGAGUGAACUUGUGCAGUUGAGAACUGUUCUGCUACACUUUACAAUCAUAAAAGCAGCCUGUAUCGCUGGUAGACAAAACCUGUUUAGACAUUGGUAAGAUAAACUCUAUAGCGCACACAGGAAAAAUGUGGUUGAAGAGCUUAAAAUGAAUCUUAUGUGAAACUCCUGAAAGCCUUGUUGGUCUGUAGGCAGGAGUUGCAUGGGGAUACGGCAUUUCACGUUGAAACUGAGACUGGCUGUCCAGAUAGGUCUUUCCUGAUUGGCAAAAAUAGGGUUAGACUGCCAGCAUCCUUCUUAAUAGAUAUUAAAAAUCUCCAGGUUAUAUUUUUAUUCUGGACUACUUUAUGUAAUGUCGCUAGAUGUCAGUUUCAACAUUUAAGAAGAACUGUUAGGGUUUUCUAAACAUCCACUGAAUUGGAAAGAGCAGACUUGUUUGGGCUCCUAACGAAAUGGCUAAUGGCAGAUUAAAAGAAGUUAUUAAUGUAGUACCUUAAAUAGCAAAAUGACCUUUUGGACCAAAAGACAAAUUUUGGGUAACCCAUAAUUUUCAGAUAACAGACUUCUCAUUUAAUGUUAGACUCCACUUAUGUCUGGUAGAUGUUAAAACCCCUAAGUACUCCCUACACUCUGAAGAUAUUCCACUUGGCAGCUUUAUUUCUGAAGUGUACUAGCCACUUUCCUAGCUUUUAUGCCUAGUCUUGAUUUUUCUGGUGUCUAAUUUCCAUACAUUCAGUGCAUUGUUGCUUAGCAACAGAAGUAUCACUCCCAAUCCUAAUUAUGCUGUGAUUAAUAUUCUGCUAAUAUCCAUAAAACCAGACUGCAAAAUGAGGAGCAGGAAAUGACAACAUUCUCCUAGAAUAAUUUAGCAAAUAUACCCAGAAGCCAUUGCUUAGGAUGACAUUCAUCAGUAUAGACUGUCCGUUGUCUGGCAGUUUUACAGUAUAACUAGUAAAAGUGCCACAUGGAAUGAUGCUAUUGCAUUUAAUGAGCGCUUUCUCUUCUGUACUGUUAAGACAAACCUACUCCACAAUAAACACGCAGACUCUAAAAUUA